Molecule: messenger RNA, 8181 nt
Organism: Lethenteron reissneri (Far Eastern brook lamprey)
Lineage: Eukaryota; Metazoa; Chordata; Hyperoartia; Petromyzontiformes; Petromyzontidae
Product: guanine nucleotide-binding protein G(I)/G(S)/G(T) subunit beta-1
Biological process (GO): signal transduction
Molecular function (GO): protein binding
Source: RefSeq, a predicted model, not a curated record
GCUACCGCGCCCAUUUCCUGCGGAUGAGCGCGCGCGCAGCGUCCGUUGGAACCACGACGGCGUCGGCGGCGUUUGGUUGAACAUUACCGUCGUUUUAAAUUUGCUUAAUUAACGGAAUUAAAAUAAAGUAUAAUCAUCGUCUCUCGUUCGUUUGGUGUUGGUUAUUCUAGUGGCGACGUCGUUGUUAGACGGGUUUUUUUUUAUUUUAUUUUGAUAUAUUUUUUCCCCGUUUAAGAUUGUUUUGAAAGGAGAGUGGGGUUGUAGGCGUGAAGUAGGGAAGUUUUCUCGUCAGAUUGAUUGCGUUAAACAUUUAGACAAACGUUCAUAUCCAAUUGUAACACAAAAAAUAGCCCCGUAAAAUCGUGACAUUGUAAUAAGACAAAUAAUAAAAUAACUCCGCUGAGGCAGAGCCAGCCGGCAUUGGAAAAGCCCCAACAUCAGCCUCCGCCGUCAGCGCGGCGGUCGGUGGCUUUGCGAGCCCGAGCCUCUGCCCGCCGUGUCUGUGAAGCGGGCCUUGGCCCAGCAGUCUAUUCACGGUUGGCUGAUCUGCGCAGAGCGAGCGAGAGUGCAAACAAACGUCUGCGAAACCGGCUUGUGUGAGGUGACGGCCUUUGGGGGACAAGUGAGCAAGGAGCCGUCGAGCGAACGGGCGUAAGAGAGGCGUAAGACUGAGAGGGAAAACAUGAGCGAGUUGGAGCAGUUACGACAGGAGGCCGACCAGCUGAAAAACCAGAUCCGGGAUGCACGCAAGGCCUGCAAAGAUGCUACCCUAUUGCAGGUGACAUCAAAUCUUGACUCGGUGGGGCGCAUCCAGAUGCGAACACGCCGGACCCUUAGGGGUCACCUGGCUAAGAUCUAUGCCAUGCACUGGGGUACAGACUCCCGGCUGUUGGUCAGUGCUUCUCAAGAUGGAAAACUAAUAAUCUGGGACAGCUAUACCACCAACAAGGUGCACGCAAUUCCCCUGCGCUCGUCCUGGGUGAUGACAUGCGCGUACGCGCCCUCCGGCAGCUACGUGGCGUGCGGCGGCCUCGACAACAUCUGCUCCAUCUACAACCUCAAGACUCGUGAGGGGAACGUGAGGGUUAGUCGCGAAUUGCCCGGCCACACAGGAUACUUGUCCUGCUGCCGUUUCCUGGAUGACAAUCAAAUCAUCACCAGCUCUGGGGACACAACCUGCGCUCUGUGGGACAUUGAGACGGCGCAACAGACGACCACAUUCACUGGGCACACGGGUGACGUCAUGAGCCUGUCACUGGCGCCCGACUCGCGCACCUUUGUGUCGGGCGCGUGCGACGCCUCGGCCAAGCUGUGGGACGUACGCGAUGGCAUGUGUCGCCAGACCUUCACAGGCCACGAGUCCGACAUCAACGCAGUCUGCUUCUUCCCGAACGGCAACGCGUUUGCGACAGGUUCAGAUGACGCCACGUGCCGGCUCUUUGACCUGCGCGCCGACCAGGAGCUCAUGCUGUACUCGCACGACAACAUCAUCUGCGGCAUCACCUCCGUGGCCUUCUCGAAGAGCGGCCGCCUGCUGCUCGCCGGCUACGACGACUUCAACUGCAACGUGUGGGACACCCUGAAGGGGGAGCGCGCCGGUACGUGCGAGCCAGGGGCCGCUCUGCUCGCAGGCGUCCUCGCGGGGCACGACAACCGCGUGAGCUGCCUGGGUGUGACAGACGACGGCAUGGCUGUCGCCACCGGCUCCUGGGACAGCUUCCUCAAGAUCUGGAAUUAGUGCAGCGGCGGCGGCGGCAGCAGCAGCAGCAAGGAGGCCGGGCCGGGCCCAACCACGCUACCAUUGGAGAAGGGGAGGGCAGGGCAAAACCACUUGGCCAUGAGGGGCCAGGACGAGGGGGGGGUGGGCGGGGGAGGUGGGGAGUGAGGAAGCUGGGGUUGUGGUACAUGGGCGGGUGGGAUAGGGGUGGGCAAAAUGCCUCUGUAGCAGAGCAGAGGAAGGACGUGGAAGCAAAAUAAAAAAAAUAAUGCGUGCAGGAGGUGGGUGGGCCGGGUGUGCUUGUGGGAGUGUGGCAGAAAGGGUGACGGCUUGCAGGGGUCAUAGCACAACAGCACCCGCACGGAGGCAUGCGAGGGGUGGAGGGUUACUUGACGGGUGUGAUAAUGAAACAAACAAAAAAAAGAUCAUGGUCAAAAAAAAGUGUUGCGUUGUCUGCCAGCUCACAAGUAAUGUGCCGUAGAAAUUGAAAAGGCACGUGUUGGGCGCGAUUGCAGUGGUUAACUGGUCCGAUUUAACUCUUGCGACAAACAAGCAUGACGUCUGCCGUUCAGUUAAAAUCAACAUCCUCCAGUAAGAGUAAAAAAAAACCUCUUUCUACAAUGUUAUUUUUUUCUGAUGAUAUUUUGCACCGGUAGGUGACCGACUUAGCUUUAUGUAUGGCAUGUGCAGGAUUCGUAUUCUUUGGCUUUUUUCUGGUCAAAUACUGUUCCCCCACCGAUCCAGUCUUCAAAUUUGUUAUUAACGUUGCCAGAGUAGCGCCGACAGCUGUGGUGAUGCCCCUCGUGAGCCCCAUUGCCUCUUGACUAACAUUUAUACAGUCAUCCAACAUUGUUAUCUGCAGAUAUUCUUUAAAGUAAUGGGUAAUAUUGACAAUGUUUGCUGCCUUGAGCAUUUUAAAUCACAGUAUAUUUUGUCCCCACCUUACACGUUCCUCUUCAAGUGCAGUAUUUUUAGAGAGAGAAAACGAGCCUCCACGCUGCAUAUUUCUCAUCAAUACUGUUCACGGGCACAAAGCUUAAAAGCUAUAUAAUGUUUUGUUUUCUCCUGUUCGGCCAGUGUUGUGUGUUUGAGCCAAUUAUGAGCGCACUGCACCUCUGAUGUCGCACGGCCGUUUCACAAAAUUAAGUCGGUCUUUCUGUUGUAGAUAAUUUUGUACACUAGGUUAAUGCAAUUGUUACUCCCGUUCGUUUCAGUUUGCCCUGGUGCCCAACGGUAGUUUUGCCCCCCCCACCCCGACCUCUCGCAACUCGUCAAUGGCUGUUUACUUGCAGACCUGGGUAGGAGGGAAUCCCAUGAAACAGACCUACCUCCUGUAGCACGCACACCCGGUCCGCUGUUCUCCCCCCACACUGUGCCCUGACCGCCUCCCCCCCGAACACACACCGGCCGACUCACUCCCAAAUCAUGUAAAAAAAAAAAAAUCUGCUUUCUCGAUCUUUGAAUUGUCACCCAAGACUUCGAUCAUUUUUAUUAUUGUCAUUAAAACUGUCAUUUACUGUUAAUAUUAAUAUUAAUGAUAAUAUUGUUGUUGCUAGCGUUUUUUAUUUUAUUCAGUGGCCAAUGGAGGGGGGGGGGGGGGUAGUGUCGUGAAUGGUUGAGGCACGGCACCGCUUGCAGCACUUUUCACUCUUCCGGCUUUCUGAGGGCCUGCCAAAUACCACGCUCAUCGGGGUCUGCACGGUGGCCCGCUCCCAUGCAGCAGCACCGCCAAGUCACGCGUGGCUUAAAGUUAUUUAAUUAUUAUUUCCCCUCCCCCCUCCCUCGCCUUGAAAUUAUGAAGUUGGUCAUGGAGGGGAAAGGGGAUCCAUGGAGCUUGCCACCCCAAACUUAAUGUUGCAUUCGUUUAAACACGAUUCUAUUAACAUUCGGAAAUUUUCAUGAACAUUGAUUAGGUAUUAAGCAUGGAAGUUAUCAACGUUUUUCGUUUUCUAAUUUUAUCGUGAGCUUGAUAACGGUAACCAUUAUGAAUUUAUAUAAAUACAGUAUAUAUUUUUCGUUUUCCUUAAAAUUUCUAGACUUUUUUUGCCUGUAAGCGUUCGUGCUGUUGGUAGGUAAUGUCAUGGCUUAGAGCGCAACGCAUCCGACGCAUUAAAAUGAUCUUAUUCGAGUGAAACCAUCACUAUGUACAUAAACAGCACUACGUCCACAAUAUACCCGACCUCCUGCCUCCACCAUCAUGUGUAUGCUAUGAAAAUGUAUUCGCUCAAAGGCUUUUCUUUAUGUUCUCGAAACUAAGAGUUUUUUUUGUUUUUAAUUUUAUGUCGUUUUUGCUAAGAUUGUGUGGGUUCGCUGUGAUUUCCACUAUCGGAACAUCGGGUGCCAGAGUUGAAGGGCGCAGUGCAACAGUGUUAGUAGUAGUAGGCACCUUCGUUUGCUUAUCGGUUGUCACUUUUGAAUUAGUGCACGCUUUAAGGAUAAGCUGGCCAAACCCAAGAUUUUGCACAUGGCCUCUAGCCAAAGCACAAGGCCAGUCUCUAGUAUUUAUGCUCGUGCCUCCACCCAACCCCAUGUCUGGUGGGGAGUGAAGGGCAUAGGGUGGCCUUGGGAGAUGUAUAGGGGCCGAGGAGAUAUGGGUUAGUGGUAAAGGUCCAGGGUGCAUUGGGUUAGCAUUGAAAGCUCGGCAUUUGUGGAUAUAACCGAAGAGUUUAAUUUACAGAUCAAUUAGGCAGUCGUAAAAAUGUUCCAUUGCAGGUGUGAUGUGUUAUAAUUUGCAUCUGAUUAGAUCAAUGCUUUGUCAAGAUUAACAAUCGGCAGACUAACUUUUUUUAAUAUUUCCUAACAUUUUGUUCUGCAGGAUUUUUAAUGCAAAGGGCAGUUUGAAAGGAUAAAAUUACGUAAAUAAAAAAGCCAUGUAUCGUGUGGUGGCCGGCAUUAAAAAGCCAGUGGGUCACCACUUGAUAGAUUUUUUUUGGUGCAAAGGCUGGAGGGGUGAGGAAAGUUGGAGGGGGGGUGGCGUGCCCCGCUACCUCCCCACACGUGUGCUGCGCUUCCUGGACAGGCAGCUAUGAGAGUCAGUGGGGGGGGGGGGGGGGAGGCUUUGGUAGGGAAGACUCAUGAGAAGGCUUAUUGAGGAGUUGGAGAGCAUCGCAAAGUAUUUAAACCUCACUCCCUGAAGCACAUUUUCCUAAAUUGUAAGAACGGAAAGCAUCGGUGGUUGCCGACCCGCCGUGGUCGUUUUGGAUUGAACUUCAGAGGGGGAAUUUUUUGCAGACAUAGGCCGGGCCCCUUUUCCCCUACCCCCCAUCAUUUCAUUAUUUUCAUUUUGUUUAAAUUAUACUUGGCCAUCAUGAACGCCAGAGCAUUGGGAAGCGAGAUGUAUUAUUGUUUUCUUAAAAUAGAUUUUUUUGGAAUUUAGUGUUGCAACGCCUAGACGUCCAGAUUAGUGUCAUAUCACGAAAUCGCCCUCCAACUUGGCACCUCCGAUGAUUUUAGGAGUAUUUGUUGAUUUUGUGUGGACGUUUGUGCGUGCGUGCGAGGUGUGAGAAUUUGUCAUGAUUUUUUUUCAGUUUUUGUGGAACUGCAGUAAACACAACUCUGUGGCAUGUACAAAACGGUGGCCGUGUCUGCUCGUGCUGAAUGAGUACAUGCAUUGUGACGUAUUAUUGUCAGUGGGUGGUGGGGGGGAAAACAAAGAUGUUCUUUUGACGACGUGUUCUAUAUACACACGUGGAGGGGGGGAUGGAUUUCGAAGUGGAAAAUGAGCUUACAAGUGACACGUGGAUGGCUUGGCUUCAUGUCGAGUCUGACAUUUCGGUAACCCCCAGAACCUUAAAAUCCGAAGAGUAGUUUGCAACCCUAAAUAGUAUUUAAUGAUCACACUUUGGAACCAGAAAUGAGUGUUGCAUUGAAUAGCAAUUUAAAACUCGCCAUGCUGUCAUUUUGCAAUUCAUGUACCAAGGUGUGACCACGUGAAAGAUCAAUUCAGCUUUUGUUAUUUGAAGCAAAACUAGUGAAAUUGACAUGUUUCCUGAGUGGAUUUUUGAGAUGAGAUGUUUGGGGUGCGGUUGAGUUUUCUGUGCGAUGCACGCCUUCAGUACAGUGUAAUUUAUGAUGAUUUUUAAAAUAUUUUUGUUGUAAAGUUCCCCCCCCCCCAAUUCUCUGCACUCGCCAUGAGUAGGGUACGCAGUAUACCGUGUAUUAAUGACAUUCCCUUCCAUUUUUAGCAAAAAGCUUACGGUUAUUAUUACUGUAAUUAAGUUCAUGUUCGUUUCAUCAUUGUAACAGCCAACUAAUCACCCACCCCCUCCUCCUCUCCUUCACCCGUUUGUGUGUGAGUGUAUCUGUAUAGUGCAUGGAAAAAAAUUUGAACGAAUGUCUUUAAGAAUCUUUGUUUUACUAGGAUGAAUAUACGUGGAUAAUGGUAAAUAAAAACUAUACAAAAAAAUACAAAAAAUUAUAACAAUAAUAAGCUCGUUUUUCCGGCAAUGGAGAGAGCGAACUGAGAUUUAUUAACUUAGCCGUACAAACGUUUUGAGUUUUUUUGUUGUCCAUUCUUCUGGUGCUUUAUGCUUCGGGAGAGAAGGUGCUUUGACGCAAACGAGUGAAGCACUCCCCGCAAUGGAGCCUCCUAAUUCUCCGUCGAAUUCAAUGUCAAACCCCGGUGCCCCACCGAGUGGGAGAUGCGAGGUCGGAUCGAAUGUGGGAACACGGUAACGCAGUCUCGCAGUACACAUUGUCCGAAAUUACAAAUGUAAUCGCUAACGACAACGGUCAAACCACGCAACCGUGCUGCAACACUGGUGGGGGUUGGGGUGGUGGUGGGGAUUUGGGGCCAUCUUGCCUCGCUGAUGAGUCCCCACGAGGGCGGUGAAACAAACUGCCCGUGUAUCCCACGCUGCGCGGACCUGCUCAGAACACAUUUAAUAAUAUAACUGUCAACUGUAGUGCUGUCAUUCCUAUGAAUACUAUAUUAUUUCUAAACUAUUAAGUAUUAACGUUGGGGGGAGGGGGGGCGGGGGGGGGUUUGGGAGGAGGGUUAUUUUCUGUUGUGUUAAGCUGGAGCAGCGCGGGGACGUCUUGGCGUGCGUGGAUGUUGAGUAAUUUUAAUCUGCCGACUCCCCACCACCACGUGCGCGCCUUUGUGGCCUACAGUGUGGCCACGAAAACGAUUAAUCUUGCCGGCCUGUAGACGCGUCUCGCUCCGACGCGAGGUGCUCUCUCUUUAGUAAGAUUAAUCACGAAUACUACUACUAAUACAGCGGUAAUGAUGCCUCCUUGAGGCGUGCGGCGCUCGGGUUUGGCCGCUUGCGUCGUUCACCGCUCUCGUUUAAGAGCGGACCGCCAGACCCACGGGUUCAUAUUUGUCGUUUCACACGCAAGUCGCUCUGCGUUGAGGGGGUCCGCUUAUCGCAGUGUUUCUCCCAUUUCUACCCCGUAACCCCCCCCCCUCCCCGUGUUCCUUUCAUCACCCACAGUCACUCACCUUUCCACUCGCCCACAGCCCUGUUCCCAACCCCCCAGCCGACCACCAUUGCACCUCCACCACCUCCCCUUUCACCGUCAGCUUGGUGUUAUUUAAGACCACCGGGACCGACACGGCGCCGCGCUGAGAGCCUUGAUUGUGCAAAAGACGACUAAACUUAACCUACAGAUAUCUACAUUGUGUCUCUGAAUCUUGCACAUAGGCACGCGUGUUAUAUAUUAUACAACAAAAAAAGCCUUGGGUUAGACUCCGAUGCGGCACCGUGCCUGCUGCCCGCGCUGCACGGGACGAACGCGAGUCGGUGUUGCAUAUCAAUUGGUUGCUGCCGAGCACUCCCCACCGGCACUCGUGCAGCUGAAAGCGGAAAUCCCUCGGAACACAGGGACGCAUGCGGCCCAAUUUGUAUUUUGAGAGUGGAAGUGUGUUUCCCUGCUGCAACAGUGGGCGCUCGUUUGAGGUUUUUUUUUGAAGAUGCAAAGCACGCGUGUGCAAUGAGUGCAGGGGGGAAAAAAAACAACACUCAUUGGAUCCGAGAGCUCACGACGUAAACAAAAAAUUCCACUCGACAACGGCUGUAGCCUGGUGAGAAAAUGAUCUUGAGCGAAUUCGCGAGACGUUUCAUCGAUCUGUAGAACAAACCCCCAGAGUGCAAACACGACGAGUAAGCGACUUGUGGUGUGCAAAAAAUUGCACAAAUUUGUAGUCAGCAGAGAGACCGUGCAGCAGGGAAACACGCGCGCUCGGUAGGUCGUGCUGCGCCCGUGGGCUUCGGUGUUGGGGCUGCGUGCGCGUCGCACGCUCUCUCGAGAAAUUUGGUAACGCGAAGGCGGUCGGGGGGGGGGGGGGACUCUGCUCGAUGAGGGGGAAAGAAAAAAAAGCACCAAAGGAGCGCUGUGUGCGGGCCUGCGUCUUUCGACCCCCCUCCACUUAAUGGUUCGAUGUAUACUCAUUGCUGGUGGAGUGUGUCCUCUUCCUGUCUGAGGGUUAGGUCGACAUACAGUAAACGACGUUACUAAAAUAA